CCACAUCACAGCUCAGGAAAAAACAACCCUCUCCACGUGUAGCUCAUUCUUCAACUAGUUGGCCGCUUUUACACGAGCAGUUGCCGAAGCGGGGUCAAGAUAGGGUUCCUCGGAUUCCCGUGUCCGAUCUUCUCUUUUUCAUUUGUUUUUUUGUGAAGGAAGGCCUGGCCUCUUUUUGCUGCUGUAGGCGCCGGCCGGAUUGAAGGCGGUGUCUUAGGGUUGCAGUGAAUAAGAUGGAGAAAGUGGAAAAGGAGGAUUUUGACCCGUGAGAAAUUCUCGUUGUUUCUGGCCGUUUCUGAGAAAUGUUGGCGCAUGAUAGAGAUUGGGCUGGAGGCGAAGGCAAUUGAAAAGAGGGAUCUGCUCGAAUGCUCUAGCUAUAUUUUCAGAGUGGUUUAUUGAGUAAAAUCUAUCAUUUUUUACUUUUAAGAAUAUGAUCGCUUGAGAGUCUUCGUCGUGUUUCUCAGCGGAUAUGUUCGGAUGGUGGAGUUUCGGUUGGGUUUCUCUUGCAAGGUCUAUAAUUAGAAACAAGCGUUUGUGAUUUCCAUGGGCAGUGUGGGCUUAUUUAAGCGAGGCUGGAAACGGCUCCAUCCAAAGAAGCAGGCCUUUACGAGUAUCGGAGUUGCUGCUGGCUUCGCCAGAGAGAGGCUCUUGUUUCUAUUUGACCGCCACUGGCCGCUGAUCUAUAGAUUGUGCGUGAUUGCUGCUAGCUUUCUACUUGGGAUUUUGUCGCAGUGGAGAGAAUGCGCUGUUGGAGGUGUAAGGUCCGUGUUUACUUUAGGUCCAACAGCUCUAUUCGUCAUUCUGUGGAGUUGCUUCCUUUGCUUGGCUUCAACGACAUCACUAGUUUACGUGCUUCUGAGUCUGGGUGCUGCUUUAGUGGCCGUUAACUAUUUGAGCUUUACACCUGGACUUUUUAUUGUUGGGCAUUAUGGAGUUUUGAUCAUUUGGAUCUACGGAUACUUUUGGAUGAUGACAAUUCUAUUAAUAACUGCAGGUUAUAUGUUCUCGCUCAAUCGUGCUUACUUCUUAAUCUUUCUGGCAACUGCAUAUUCCAUUUAUUCUGUCUAUAUGCGGGUGGGACUACUAGGAGUUCUCCUGUCGAUGAAUCUUUCGUUCAUCUCUAAUUAUAUUUUAAAUAAGAUGCACCAAAGAUACAACUAUACUGAUGAAAGCAUACAUGUGGAAGUGCAAAAGGAUUCAGAACCAGUCAUGGAAGACUUUUCUGUUGACACUGAAUAUUCUCCUCCAAUAACAGAACCUGAACAUGUGGAGUGUUCUAAAUCAGCUUGCACUGCACCCGAGGUAUCAAGUAUUACAAAUACUAACAAGGAUGCUUCCCCUAGUAAGGUUGUUGUAGUCGAACCAUCUGCAUUGGUUGAGAUGAGAAGGAUAAUGAGCUGUUCAAACCAUUAUGAAGUUCUGGGUUUUCUCAGGAACUCAAAUAUUGAUCCUAAGAUACUAAAGAAGGAAUACCGUAAAAAGGUCUUGCUUGUGCACCCUGAUAAAAAUCUGGGGACGGGAAGUUCACUAGCAUGUGAAUCCUUUGACAAGCUGAAGUUCUCAUAUGAGGUUCUGUCAGAUUUAACUAAGAAGAAAUACUAUGAUGAACAAUUGAGGAAGGAAGAACCUGGUAGAGUGUAUCAGAGGUCUUCCACUGCAUCUCAGAAGGUUGAAUUCUGUUCAAAAGAAUCCAGGCGCAUUGAGUGCACCAAGUGUGGAAAUUCUCAUACAUGGAUAUGCACUAAUCGAAAUAAAGCCAGGGCAAGGUGGUGUCAGGAUUGCCUCCAGUAUCAUCGAGCCAAAGAUGGAGAUGGGUGGGUGGAAACUCGGCACUCGACAAUUAUGGAAAUACCACGAGCCUAUGUAUGUGCAGAGAGCAGGAUAUUUGAUGUGUCGCAUUGGGCAAUUUGUCAGGGAAUUUCUUGCAAGCCUAAUAUUCACGGACCAACCUUUCAUGUGAACAAGGUUAGUUUGGAUAGGACACAGCUGCGAUCUAAUCCUUCUAGAUAUCCAUGGGGAUUAUAUGCUGAGAUGAUUACAGAGGACUGAGUUUGAGCUGUGGCUCCAGAAAGCUUUAGCAUCUGGCAUCUUCUCUGAAAGUCCAAAGCUGUAGAAACUACUGGCCAUUUAAGAUCAACCAGAUAAACGGAUAUGAUGAAGCCUAAAGAGGUAAAGUUUAGUUGAAGAACUGGCUUGUGUUUUUUGCGGACUGACAAUUGACUGGAAGAGCUUGAUGGCAUUUAAAAUUUCACCUUUUCAUCAAGUCAUGGCGUAGGCUUCUUCAUGUUUACUGAUCUUUUAAUCUCUUGGUGAUGGAACCUAAAUCUGAAGAAAGAUAAAAGCGAUAAAUUCAGCAGAUGCUUGCUUACAAGUGAUGAAUAGAAGGAAACGAUUGUGGGGAAAAUAAGGAAAAUACUAAGUGGAUCAUUUGUGAAUAGUUGUAACCACACGGUAAGCUAAGCAGUAUCUUCUCAUAUGUUAUACUCUAUAAACGGCUCAAAAGUAUAGCUAUUCCACAGCUACGAAAACUUGUAAAGCAAGAGUACUGUCAAUUGAAUUAAUCACAAGGAAAGUGCUUUGGUAGUC
Molecule: messenger RNA, 2586 nt
Organism: Zingiber officinale
Lineage: Eukaryota; Viridiplantae; Streptophyta; Magnoliopsida; Zingiberales; Zingiberaceae
Exons: 9
Coding region: 544-2049 (501 amino acids)
Source: RefSeq, a predicted model, not a curated record